UUUCUCUUUCCGGAGUGAAUUACAAUUUUCACCAUAUGUUCACUCUGCCAUUAAGAAAUAAUUGCAGAAGCAGGAAGAAAACUUCGCAAUAAGUGUCAAUAAUUACGCUCCUUUUAGCCAGGAUUUACAAUAAUUGUAAUCAUUUCAUGGAUAUUCUAAUAUUAAUAGAAAAGUCCUUGUAUCCCAUCAUUCAUGACCUUAUCAUUGAUCAAUGAUAAGAGUCAUAAGGAUCUUGUCUCUUUGCACCACACAUUGCUGUUUGUUGAAAGCGAUUAUCGAUUAACUGAUAUUUGAGGAAUACGUAACCUAUCAAUGCCUGUCAGAAGGAGUUUGCUUGCGAUCUGGAAAAUACAAUCGAGAAACUAUUAUUUCAGCGUGAAGUCUUUCUUUACAUGGACAUCUGAUAGCGGACGUUUUGUACGCGCGAUUCGAAGCAGUAGUCAGCCAGACUGCAGCAAGAGCAAUACGUCAGUCAUGUCGAGCUUGAAGCGCGAUCAGCUGGGCCAACGAGGAAGCGGCGACGCGCAAUGCGCCGGUCUUUUGCGUGGCCUCGACCACAUACGGGAUCCACAGUUGAACAAGGGCAUGGCAUUCACUAUCGAGGAGAGACAAGUUCUAGGAGUACACGGUCUCUUGCCGGCGGCUGUGAAAACCCAAGACGAGCAACUAGAGCUCUGCCGCCUUAAUCUGGAGCGCUACACGGACGAUCUCUCGAAAUACAUAUAUCUCAUAGGCCUACUGGACAGAAACGAGAAGCUCUUCUACCGUUUGUUGGUAGAAGAUGUAAGUAAAAUGAUGCCGCUGGUGUACACGCCAACUGUGGGUCUGGCGUGUCAGAAAUUCGGUCUGGUUUAUCGCAGGCCGCGCGGUCUCUUUAUAAGCAUCCACGACAAAGGGCAUGUCUAUGACGUUCUGAAAAAUUGGCCCGAGCACGACGUACGGGCGAUCGUCGUCACGGACGGCGAGAGGAUAUUGGGACUGGGCGACCUGGGCGCCCACGGCAUGGGCAUUCCCGUAGGAAAGUUGUCGCUGUACACUGCACUGGCUGGCAUCAAGCCUAAUCAGUGCCUGCCUAUCACUUUGGACGUCGGCACUAAUACUCAGUCUUUAUUGGACGAUCCCCUGUACAUCGGUCACAGACACAAACGUGUCACCGGACUCGAGUACGACGAGUUCCUGGACGAAUUCAUGGAGGCCGUCGUGAAGCGAUACGGGCCGAACACGUUAAUUCAGUUCGAGGACUUUGGCAACGCUAACGCGUUUAGGCUGCUUAGGAAGUAUCGGGAUGAUUACUGCACGUUCAACGACGACAUUCAGGGCACCGCCUCCGUCGCCGUCUCCGGAUUGCUGGCGUCCCUUCGCGUCACGCAGACGAAGCUCUCGGAGAAUACGAUCGUGUUUCAAGGCGCCGGAGAGGCGUCGUUAGGUAUCGCGGCGCUAUGCGUGAUGGCGAUGCAAAAGGAGGGAGUGAGCGAAGAAGAGGCCAAGAGCAAAAUUUGGAUGGUGGACUCGAAAGGAUUGUUAGUGAAGGACCGACCGAAGGGUGGACUGACGGAACACAAAUUACGCUUUGCUCGCGAGGACGAACCAAUCGACACCCUGUUGGACGUAGUUAAAACAGCCAAGCCCUCGGUCAUCAUCGGCGCAGCCGCUGUCAGAGGUGCCUUCACGACGGAAAUAUUGAAGGAGAUGGCGCGGAACAACGAAACCCCUGUAAUUUUCGCUCUCAGCAAUCCAACGAGUAAGGCAGAGUGCACUGCUGAGGAAGCAUACAUCGCUACAGAGGGGAGAUGCGUAUUUGCAAGUGGCUCACCUUUCCCACCUGUUACGUAUAACGGCAAGACUUUCUAUCCUGGCCAGGGUAACAACAGUUACAUUUUCCCGGGAAUCGCGUUGGCCGUUAUAUGCGCCGGUAUGCGCACCAUUCCCGAAGAGACCUUCCUUAUUGCGGCGACGGCUCUCUCCGACUUGGUGUCGCAAGCCGAUUUGGACAGCGGAAAUCUCUAUCCGCCGUUGGAGGACAUACAGAAAUGCUCGAUGAGUAUAGCUUGCGCGGUCAUGAAAUAUGCUUACGAAAACUGCCUGGCGAGUGUCUACCCUCAGCCGAAGGAUUGCGAAAGUUUCAUUAAAGCGCAACUGUAUGAUACGAAUUAUAAAUCGUCCAUACCUCUGACUUACACAUGGCCGAAAUUGUAAUAUUUUUAUUCAUUUGACGAAGACUUAAUCUCGCACAUUUUAUCGGGGUCCAGGAAAGAAAGCACAUAAACGCGUUCUCGGGAAUUCUUGGAAACGAAUUUCACUUCUCGUAUUCCUCUCAAGCCUGUUGAUCGGGCUUAUUUUAUUUAAGGCACUUACGAAUGUACCUAAUUUAUAAGAAAAAAAAAAUAAAAAAUAUUAAAAUGCGACAGAAAAUUUAUAACGCAUAUAAGAAAUCGAUGUAAAAAUCGACAUAUUGGUUGAAUAGAAAAAAAAAUAGAUAUUGACACUGAA
Messenger RNA from Linepithema humile (Argentine ant), 2490 nucleotides. RefSeq names its product Malic enzyme (gene Men). The record is from RefSeq and is a predicted model, not a curated record. Gene Ontology annotation, biological process: pyruvate metabolic process; malate metabolic process. Gene Ontology annotation, molecular function: NAD binding; malate dehydrogenase (decarboxylating) (NADP+) activity. Lineage: Eukaryota; Metazoa; Arthropoda; Insecta; Hymenoptera; Formicidae. Gene Ontology annotation, cellular component: mitochondrion.